Hylaeus volcanicus is the source of this 4052-nucleotide messenger RNA. It is a transcript of the gene Prp5, whose product is annotated as probable ATP-dependent RNA helicase DDX46. The transcript has 6 exons. The coding region runs from base 867 to 3557 and encodes 896 amino acids. Gene Ontology annotation, biological process: mRNA splicing, via spliceosome. Lineage: Eukaryota; Metazoa; Arthropoda; Insecta; Hymenoptera; Colletidae. Gene Ontology annotation, molecular function: nucleic acid binding; ATP binding; RNA helicase activity. Gene Ontology annotation, cellular component: nucleus. The record is from RefSeq and is a predicted model, not a curated record.
AAUUUUAUAAAUUUAGGAAGAUUUCCAAUUUAUUAAAGAAAGUACAUUAAUUAAUUUCUUUACUUUUAACACUUUGUGGUCUGCCGAUGGCACUUACACGUUGUGGUCUAAUGUCAUGGGUGGCCAAUAGUAUUGCCAUAUGGUAUAGUUUUUUGGUAAUGGAUACAAUAACUAAAUAAUCACUGGAUACCCUAUCCAAUCUAACGAUGUAUUUUUUUAUAUGAAAAACAAGAUUGCAAAAUGUUUUAUCGCUUUGGUAAAUAGUGAUUUCAGAACUCAACUCAAGGAGGAGAUCUACGUGUAAUUUACAAGAACUUGUAGCUGGCUACCAUAGAAUUAGUUUAUAGCAUUAAAAUACAAGUGAAAGAUAAAAUUGCUUCAUAAUAUCAUGUUAUUUUCUACUUGUAUUAGGUUGAAAUAUAAAUAUAAGAUGAUGUAGAGCUAUAUUGACAGCAUUCAGCUAUGGAUUUUAAAGCGACAUAGAAAUAUGUUAAGGACUGUCAACCCGUUAUGGGACAAACUUACCAAAAAGUAUUUAAAAAUUCUUAUACAUGUCCUUAUGCUGGUUUUAGUUUUUACAUUGGAAAUCUCUAAAUGAAGUGUCCAUUUCAUAGGAAAACUUGUUGACUAGGCAGUCUUGGGUGGAUUUAUAUACACCGUGAAACAUGGUGACUUAGUCUUCUUGCUGGCCGCAAAGUGUUAAGUCUUUAUCAAAAUGAUCAAAGUCUUCGCGUUCUGGCAAAGAUCGGUCAAAUAGAUCGCGAUCGAGAGAACGUAAGGAGAAGGAAAAGGGUGACAGCGAUGAAUUGCCAUUUGACCAUACUAAGCUGGACAAGGAGGAAGAACAGAAAAGGUUAGAAUUGGAAAUGCAAAAACGAAGAGAAAGAAUAGAGCGGUGGCGUGCAGAAAGGAAAAAGAAAGAGCUAGAGGCAACCAAGAAAGAUGGUAAGGCAUCCAUUUUAGCAAACCUUCAGCUGCCUAUGAAAAAAUGGUCUCUAGAAGAUGACAGUGAUGAAGAGACUCCUGUUGUUCAGAACAGCAACAAGGAAGUCAAGGAAGAAGGAGACCCGAAAGAAGAAGUUGAAGAAAUUAAGGAAGAAACUAAGGGCGAAGAAGAAGAAGUCGAUCCACUGGAUGCUUUCAUGGCAGAAGUUCAAGAAGAAGUCAGAAAAGUAAACAAACUCGACAACAAAGGUUCAAAGAAUACAAAUAAUGGCACAGGUACAGGAGGUACUCAAAGCGGAGGUGUUGUUAUCGUCACCGGCGUAGCCAAGAAGAAAGUGCAGAAACAGAAAGGAGAACUUAUCGAACAGAAUCAAGACGGUUUGGAAUAUUCUAGCGAAGAAGAAGGAGAAAACCUACACGAAACAGCAGCUGGUAUAGCGAAUAAACAGAAACGAGAACUAGCCAAAGUCGACCAUGCGACUACCGAGUACCAACCGUUUAGAAAAUCAUUUUAUGUCGAAGUACCUGAAAUAGCGAGAAUGACAUCCGAAGAAGUAGAAGCGUACAAAGAAGAAUUGGAAGGUAUUCGCGUGAAAGGAAAGGGCUGUCCUAAACCUAUCAAGUCAUGGGCACAGUGUGGCGUAACGAAGAAAGAGUUGGAAGUGCUGAAGAAACUCGGCUACGAGAAGCCAACUCCUAUCCAGUGCCAAGCCAUUCCAGCAAUCAUGUCUGGUCGCGACCUGAUAGGCAUAGCGAAGACGGGCAGCGGGAAAACGUUGGCGUUCCUACUACCAAUGUUUAGGCACAUUCUCGAUCAACCUCCCUUGGCGGAUGGCGACGGCCCAAUCGCGUUAAUCAUGACACCCACCAGAGAAUUGUGUAUGCAGAUUGGGAGGGACUCGAAAAAGUUUACGAAGUCGUUGGGAUUAUCACACGUCUGCGUCUACGGUGGAACAGGUAUAUCCGAACAAAUAGCGGAGUUGAAGAGAGGCGCCGAAAUAAUAGUCUGUACACCAGGGAGAAUGAUCGACAUGCUUGCUGCUAAUAGUGGACGAGUGACGAACUUACGCAGGGUGACCUACGUGGUACUCGACGAGGCAGACAGAAUGUUCGACAUGGGUUUUGAGCCCCAAGUGAUGCGCAUCAUGGAAAACGUUCGACCUGAUCGGCAAACCGUUCUAUUCAGCGCUACAUUUCCCCGACAAAUGGAAGCACUGGCUAGAAGAAUCCUAACGAGACCCGUAGAGGUUCAGGUUGGAGGACGGUCCAUCGUUUGCAAGGACGUCGAGCAACACGUAGUAGUCCUUGAGGAGGAUCAAAAGUUCUACAAGUUGCUCGAGAUUCUUGGCCACUACCAAGACAAAGGUUCCACUAUAAUAUUCGUUGACAAACAAGAGAACGCUGACACACUUCUGAAAGAUCUUAUGAAGGCUUCCUACUCGUGUAUGUCACUUCAUGGCGGUAUCGAUCAAUGCGAUAGGGACUCGACCAUAUUAGACUUCAAAGCUGGACGAACGAAAUUAUUGGUUGCAACGUCCGUCGCUGCGAGAGGUUUAGACGUCAAACACCUUGUUCUCGUGGUGAAUUAUGACUGUCCAAAUCAUUAUGAAGAUUACGUCCAUAGGUGCGGAAGAACGGGAAGAGCUGGUAACAAAGGGUACGCGUACACGUUCAUCACAUCAGAACAGGAACGAUACGCUGGCGAUAUUCUCCGUGCUCACGAAUUGGCGGGAGUUCCCGUUCCAGAACCGUUGCGCCAGCUUUGGGAAGGAUACAAAGCCCGACAAGCAGCUGACGGGAAGAAAGUGCACACAGGAGGUGGUUUCAGUGGUAAAGGAUUCAAGUUUGAUGAGUCAGAGGCAGCCCUGGCGAACGAAAAGAAGAAAUUCCAGAAAGCAGCUCUGGGACUGCAAGACUCCGACGACGAGGACAUAGAAAAUGACAUAGACCAGCAGAUAGAGAGCAUGUUGGCGCCAAAGAGAACGGUUCGCGAAAUCGCUAGACCCUCUGCCACCAAUAUUGCGGUUCCUGGCCAACCGGUCCCUAGCGCAACCGAUAAAUUGGAAUUGGCUAGGCGAUUAGCGUCCAAGAUCAACAUUGCCAAAAAUUUGGGAGCUGAAGCGAAGGGUGCGACGCAACAGGCUGCUGAGGCUAUUCUCAAAGGAGCUGGUCCCACUAAUCUCAUCACAGCGAAGACCGUCGCUGAGCAGCUUGCUGCGAAGCUGAACACCAAGUUGAACUAUCAGCCUCGCGAGGAAGAUCUCGUGGAGAGCGAUGCAGAGGCUGGUGAACAGACGUUUCGUAAAUACGAAGAAGAACUGGAGAUCAAUGAUUUUCCACAGCAGGCCAGAUGGCGAGUUACUAGCAAGGAAGCUCUCGCGCAAAUUUCCGAGUACUCCGAAGCUGGUCUCACUGUUAGGGGCACUUACAUCGCUCCUGGCAAGGCUCCACCGGAAGGGGAGAGAAAGUUGUACCUCGCCAUCGAGUCCACUAGCGAAUUAGCGGUCAGCAAGGCCAAGGCUGAGGUCUCGCGACUCAUCAAGGAAGAACUAAUCAAGUUGCAAGCGUCAGGGGCACACACCGCGUCCCGCGGUCGAUACAAAGUUUUGUAAAGAAGUUCUGUUUCAAUUGUAUAUGCAAUCUUACGCGUUAUAGUACAUUGAUUUCAUCGAACUGCGUAUGAGUAAAAUUAGAGAUUUAUUAUUAAACUUACAAAUGACUAUACAAACACUUUGUAUUUAACGGUACAAUAACGAAGUAUACGUAACAUUUACGGAAGUAACGAUCCUGUCAGUAAUUCGUCCGUGAGCAAUCUAAAUUCACUGACACCGCGUAGCUUUGUCGUUUGAAACUCGGACCAUCGAUGAUUUUAGUGAUCUCGUGUUGCGGAAUUUGGAUUGCUCGAAAGAGUAUUUUCUAUCGACUAUCGUAUCUGCGAAGAUACAAUGGGAGAUUCGGCGGACACGUUGUUUGGUAACUUAAGUUAGGAGGACUUUAUUUACAAUUUGCAUAACCACUCAGCCUUCGGGUGAUUAUGUGUUUUUGUACACGUUCCACGUACUCCGUUUUCUUUGGCAAUAUUAAAAGAUCGACGAAAAUACAUUCUA